Messenger RNA from Malania oleifera, 4076 nucleotides. RefSeq names its product protein PAT1 homolog. Lineage: Eukaryota; Viridiplantae; Streptophyta; Magnoliopsida; Santalales; Ximeniaceae. Gene Ontology annotation, cellular component: P-body. Gene Ontology annotation, biological process: P-body assembly; deadenylation-dependent decapping of nuclear-transcribed mRNA. The transcript is spliced from 5 exons. Gene Ontology annotation, molecular function: RNA binding. The coding region runs from base 295 to 2790 and encodes 831 amino acids. The record is from RefSeq and is a predicted model, not a curated record.
AUUAUUAUUAUUAUUAUUAUUUCUUUUUGGUUUCAAUUUCUGCGAUAAAAAAUUACAGAGGUUAUCCGCUCCCUAGGGUUCCUUUUCCUGCCCCAACCUAAAUAUCUCCCCGAUUGAGCCUCUGCCAUGAAUUCUCCUCACUGUACAGAUCUUCGCUUCUCCCCACGAUAUUUCAGCUGAGACUCUCUCCCUCUCUCGACAUCUUUCUCCCUCUUUCUCUCACAUUCUGGGUCGGGUUUGAAUUAUUUGCGGGUUUUGUUCUUUGGGUUUUUUCUGGCGCUGCCGGUUUUGGAUAUGGAUGGGUUUGAUGGUGGGAGUUGUAUUCAAGAGAGUCCCAGUACGAAGCCCCACGAUCUUAAGCAGUUUGCCGAGAACUCCACAGGAGAUGCAGUAUUUGAUGCAUCACAAUAUGCAUUUUUUGGUAAAGAUGUAGUUGAGGAAGUUGAGUUGGGGGGAUUAGAAGAGGAAGAGGAUAACUUUCCUGCUGUAGAAUUUGAUGAUGGGGAUUUUAUGUUGGAUAGAGAAGAGGGUGAAGUUUUAGAUACCUUUUCAGAUAUUGAUGAUCUUGCUAAUACUUUUAUAAAGUUGAACAAGGUUGUUAAUGAACCAAGAAGUGCUGGGGUUAUCCGUGAUUGGGGAUCAAGGGAAAGUUCAUCUGCAGCUGAAUGGGCACAAGAGGCAGAUUUUCCCAACUGGUUUGAUCAGCAUAUAUGUGAUAAUGAAGGUAUUCAGGAUGGUAAAAGAUGGUCAUCACAGCCACAUUCCUCUUCUGCUUGUCUUUCCGAUUCAAAGCCUCUGCACAGAACAUCUUCAUACCCUGAGCAGCAGCCACAACCACACUUCUCCAGUGAACCAAUUCUAGUGCCAAAAUCUUCUUUUACUUCAUAUCCUCCCCCAGGUGGCAGAUCACAGCAGGCUUCACCAAACCACCAUUCACAAAACAUGAAUGUUCCAUAUCUUCCUGGUGGGCCCCAAAUAGCUCUGCCUUCUCCAAACCCUUCUCCCUUCUCUAACUCGCAGCUUCAAUUGCCUGGCUUACCUCAUGGGUCCCAUUUUGGUGCAAAUAUGCCUCCAUUUACUCCUGCUAUCUCUGUUAAUAACCGACCACCAAAUCAUUGGCAUAACCAGACUGGUUUGUUUCCUGGAGAUCAUCCCUCUCUCCUGAACAAUUUACUGCAACAACAGUCACCUCAUCAAAAUGGGUUGAUGCCACCACAGUUAAUGCCACAGCAGCAGUUGCGGCAGCAUAGAGUACAUCAUCAAGUUCAGACAUCAUUUGGUCAUCUAUCAGGGAUGCAAUCCCACCUAUUUAAUCCCCAUAUUUCUCCAGCCCCACCCAUAAUGAGUAAGUAUGAUUCAAUGCUUGAUCUGGCCCAUCUAAGAGAUCAGAGACCUAAAUUGUCACAAAAAAAUAGGCAGUAUCUUCGUUUUUCUCCACAGGGCUCUGAUACCAGUAGCCAGAAGAGUGAUGGUGGGUGGCCACAAUUUAGAUCCAAGUAUAUGACAGCUGACGAAAUUGAGAAUAUCCUUAGAAUGCAGCUUGCUGCAACACACAGUAACGAUCCAUACAUAGAUGAUUAUUACCACCAGGGCUGUCUUGCAAAAAAAUCUGCAGACGCAAGGUUGAGACACCAUUUCUGCCCAACUCACUUGAGGGAUCUUCCUCCACGAGCCCGUGCUAAUGCUGAGCCUCAUGCUUUUCUCCAGGUUGAUGCCCUUGGGAGGGUUCCAUUUUCCUCAAUUCGAAGGCCUCGCCCUCUUCUUGAGGUUGACCCUCCAAAUUCAUCCGUUGCCAGCUGUACUGAGCCAAAAGUUUCAGAGAAACCCCUGGAACAGGAGCCAUUGCUUGCAGCAAGGGUCACCAUUGAGGAUGGUCUUUGUCUCCUCCUUGACGUAGAUGAUAUUGACCGGUUCCUGCAAUUCAAUCAGCUCCAAGAUGGUGGUGCACAGCUGAGGGGGCGGCGGCAGGUCCUGCUUGAAGGGCUGGCAGCUUCGCUUCAACUUGUUGACCCACUAAGCAAAAACACUCACACAGUUGGGUUGGUUCCCAAGGAUGAUAUUGUAUUCUUGAGAUUAGUCUCUCUUCCCAAGGGCAGGAAGCUCCUCUCAAGGUACCUCCAGCUCAUUUUUCAAGGCAGCGAGCUUAUCCGAAUAGUCUGCAUGGCCAUAUUUCGUCAUUUAAGGUUCUUGUUUGGUGGCCUUCCAUCUGAUCCAGGAGCAGCUGAAACAACUUCGAGUCUUGCAAAGGUUGUUUCUGAAUGUGUUAGUGACAUGGAUCUUGGUGCGCUAAGUGCUUGUCUUGCAGCAGUUGUUUGUUCGUCCGAGCAACCUCCUCUCCGACCACUUGGAAGCUCUGCUGGAGAUGGGGCUUCCGUUAUUUUAAAAUCUGUUCUAGAGAGGGCAACUAAACUCUUAACCAGUCCUCGCUCUGUGAGCAGCUGCAACGUGCCUAAUCGUUCUCUGUGGGAGGCCUCAUUUGAUGAAUUCUUUGGCCUUCUCACCAAGUACUGCUUCAAUAAGUAUGAUAGUAUUAUGCAGUCGCUACUUGCGCAGGCCCCACAAAAUAUGGCUGUUGGGUCAGAUGCAGCAAGAGCCAUUAGUAGGGAAAUGCCUGUUGAGCUUUUACGUGCCAGUCUUCCUCACACCAAUGAGCAUCAGAGAAAGCUUUUAUUGGACUUCGCACAUCGCUCCAUGCCUGUAGGUGGGUUUAAUGGACAGGGUGGUGAAAAUGGGGGUCAUAGUAGGGGUAGUGGUGGUUAUGACUUUUUGAAAGGGAACCGGGACUUGUGAUAGCAUUGGGUUUUUCUGUUCUUUGCAUGCUUCUAUAUAUUGUUUAGGAGCAGAUGAGGCAGUACUGGGGCAAAACAUGGAACUUAUUGGAGCAUCUAUUAUUGGAGUCCACUUGGUACUUUUCAGAUUUAUCACCUCUCCAACGGUGCAUGUGCUUCUUUGGGAAUAGUAAGCAGGUCUUCCCGUGUAGUAUGUUGAAAUCUUGUUCUUUUUACCUCUUUAUUUAAUUUCCUCCCCCUUUCCCCUUUUUGCCCUUAGGAGGGGGCAAGAGCAAGAGCUUGUUUUGAUGCUCUGUUAUGAAACCAGAUAUAAGUGGUUUAAGUAGGGUUUAGAAUGUACAGGCUUUCAUUACAGGAGUUUCCCAUGCUCUUUACUAUUAUAUUUUGAGGAGAUGGGAAGGAUUUUGAGAUUUCUUCUUUCAGAAAUGUGGUGUCUGUAUUCUUAUGUUAGAAAUGGGAUUGGUAGCAUGUGGACAUACUGUUCUUUUAAUACGUUGAUGCUGGGUUGCUCUCGAACUACAAAGAAAGGUGUAACAAAUGGUGGAGCGGUGUUUCUUUUAACUUUUCCUGCAGAUUUUUUUUGACUCUUGUAUUUUUAUGUUUAAAUUUAUUAUCGUUGCUGUUGCAUUCAUAUGAUCUGGUUAAAAAUCUUCUAGUCCUCGGAUUGCACCAGGGAUCUUAUUUACCCCGUUUAAGCUGGGUGAUGAUAGCCGUUCAAGUCUUUUCUGAUCAGGAUGCCUUAUAUCUUAAAGAUAUGACUGGGGCCUUGACCACUAUAGCUGCGCGCACCAAAAAGACACGGGGUGAUCAAUGUUGUGUGUGUGUGUGUGUGUGUGUGUGUGUGUGAGAGAGAGAGAGAGAGAGAGAGAGAGAGAGAGAGAGAGUAGGGUUUCAGAUGUAAAUACACAUGGUUCUACAUUUUACUUGUUCUGAAGCUCAUGCAGGUCACGGGGAAUCUUUCAUUUGACCUAUAAGCCAGAACUUCAUCGUGUUGGGUGUGCACAUGAUCGAACUAUCGUGGGCCUGCCUCUUGUCAAUGUAAUUUUUUGUUCAGAUUUUUGGACAACUAGUAAGAUUUGGUUGGCCCAUAAGCUUUUUUUCUCAUACUGAGAUGGUAUUGUGCCAUUUGUGUUUUUAGUGCUUUAUAUUCUCUUUGUAUGGAUCAUGUGGCCCUACUAUAAUAUGAAGGGUCAUAUGUCGUAUGGUUCCAUAGGGAAUUUCUGCUGUUCAAUCUGGAGUUUGCUCAAUACUUUGAUGAUGAAUAUGUUUAUGUUUUGCCGGUGUUCA